Volvox carteri f. nagariensis is the source of this 342-nucleotide messenger RNA. RefSeq lists its product as uncharacterized. The transcript has a single exon. The record is from RefSeq and is a predicted model, not a curated record. NCBI's taxonomy places the organism in Eukaryota, Viridiplantae, Chlorophyta, Chlorophyceae, Chlamydomonadales, Volvocaceae. The annotation marks the transcript as partial.
CCACCUUGCCACCGGAGGGUACCCUCCUGUACCACCCUGCCACCGGAGGAUACCCUCCUGUACCACCCUGCCACUGGAGGGUACCAUCCUGUACCACCCUGCCACCGGAGGUUACCCUCCUGUACCACCCUGCCACCGGAGGGUACCCUCCUGUACCACCUUGCCACUGGAGGGUACCCUCCUGUACCACCCUGCCACCAGAGGAUACCCUCCUGUACCACCCUGCCACUGGAGGGUACCCUCCAGUACCACCCUGCCACCGGAGGGUACCCUCCAGUACCACCCUGCCACCGGAGGGUACCCUCCUGUACCACCUUGCCACCUUCUUGUGGGGGCUUGUAG